Molecule: messenger RNA, 633 nt
Organism: Arachis stenosperma
Lineage: Eukaryota; Viridiplantae; Streptophyta; Magnoliopsida; Fabales; Fabaceae
Exons: 2
Coding region: 1-633 (210 amino acids)
Source: RefSeq, a predicted model, not a curated record
AUGAGCAGUGAUGGUGGUCGGUUUUCAUUCUAUGCGGUCCGUCGGGGUCGUGUUCCUGGUGUGUAUAGGUCAUGGCAGGAGUGUGACCAACAAGUGAACGGCUACCAGAACGGUGAACAUCGUGGAUUUCGUGAUUUGUCGGAGGCUAUUGCUUGGUUACGAAUCGCCGCAGAUCCUCCAACCCUGAUAGAGCCAAUUACAGAGAGUUCAUUCAUGCAUGUUGAAGAUAUGGAGCUGAUGUUGAUGCGAGCGUGCACAUUCUUUCACAUUGGUGUCCCAAUUUUUGUUCCUCAAGAAGUGGACACAGCUGAUGAAAAUUUGCUUUUCGGCUUCACGGUAUUUCUUUCCUACAAUAGCAGAGGUCUAGAUCUUCUGGCUCAUGGUCCAUUGUGCUACGAGGAGCGUUCUGCACGUCAAGAAGUUUCAUUCACAAUGGUAGAGAAGAUUCUUUCUACUACAGGUUAUGCUGUGCGUGAUUACAAUUAUCGCGUUCUUGGAUGUCUCACAGAGCAGUUGAAUCAAGUUAACAAGGAGGAAGUUGACAGAUUGAAUGAACGUAUUCGUUCGUUGGAGAUUGAAAAUGAGGAUCUUAGGGGACAAGUUGAAAUAUUUGGGGAAAUGCUAGACCAAUAG